AUGGCCGACGCCGUGUUCCCCACACAGGCUACUGCCCAAACUCGCUACAUCAGCUUGUUCGGUACCAGAACUCGAUUUGUGAUUAUGGUGUUGAUCUUAUUAUGUUUGACGAGUAUUUGGUCCAAUAUCCUUGCCUUCAAUUUUGCUGUUAUCUGUAUGGAUGACGAUGAUUCUGAUAUGGAUACGGCACUGAAUGGAACAAGAAAGACUCACUUCACAAGUACGCAAAAUUCGCUGGCCAUGUCGAUUGUGGCGAUUGCCGCGUUGCUGGGCAACUUUCCGAUUGUACAACUCGUCGGAAUGGUCGGCAUUCGGACAGUGUUCGCAGGGUUGGGAAUCCUCUCCGCCGUCUCGACUCUUCUGAUUCCAUUGUCAAUUCGGAUGGGUUUCUACUACUUCUUGGCAGUCCGUUUUCUCCAAGGAUUCGCUUUCGCCGCUAACUUCCCAGUCAUUGGAUCGUUCUGUGCCAAAUGGUCAUAUUUCAAGCAAAACGGACUUUUCGUAUCUUCAUUGGUCGCCUACGUCCAAUUGUCUCCAGCUAUCACAAUGCCAGCAUCCGGUGCCCUUUGCUCUGCUUUCAGAUGGCCAUCAAUCUUCUAUGCCCACGGAGCUGUAUCUCUUCUUCUCUUCGUCACAUACGCCCUGUUCUACCGUAACUCUCCACAAAAACAUCCAUUCGUCGGAAAUGUUGAGUUGAAGAAAAUCUCAAUUGGAAAGAUCGCAGCUGUCGACAAGCGUGCUCUGAAGAAGGUCCCAUACGGAGCCAUCCUCAAAACCCCAGCCAUCUGGGCUGUCUGGGUCGCUGCCAUUGGAAACUUCACUUGUGUCAACAUGAUGUUCCUUUUCUCCCCAGUUUACCUCUCCAAAGUUCUCGGAUUCCCAGUUCAUAGUACCGGAAUCAGUGCUGCUAUCCCACCAUUCCUCCAAUUCCUCUCCAAAUUGAUCUGCGGAGCCAUCUCGGAUCGGUUGACCUGCCUCCCAGAACAAAUGAAAUUCAGAAUGUUCAAUUCGUUUGCUUUCAUUGGAUCCGGUGCCUUCCUCUGUGUUCUGGCAUUCAUGGGAGAUUCCCACAAAGAUUACAACAUGAUUGUUUUGGGAUGUGCUGCUGCUAUGUUGGGAGCUACGACCGGAGGAUUCUUCAAAGCAGGACCAGUUCUUUCAAAGCAAUACAGUCAUUUUGUAACCGGAAACAUUUCACUUGGAAUCACAAUUACCAUGUUGAUUGUUCCGUUCUUCGUGAAUGCAUUGACUCAUAACAACACACAAGAAGAGUGGAAAUGGGUCUUCUUGAUCACAGCUGCCGUUAUGUUCAUCUGCAACGUCUUUUUUGUUAUCUUUGUGAAAGGAGAACCAUGCAAAUGGACUUCCGACAACUUCCACCGUGCCAGCUCUGUCGCUGAUUUGGAAAGAAAUAGUGUCAGAAACCCAACAAUCUCUACAGUAUCCCGCAACGUGGAAGAUGUUCCAGAGAAGCUCUAA
This is a messenger RNA of Caenorhabditis briggsae, 1479 nucleotides long. Lineage: Eukaryota; Metazoa; Nematoda; Chromadorea; Rhabditida; Rhabditidae. Bases 1 to 1479 code for a protein of 492 amino acids. Gene Ontology annotation, molecular function: transmembrane transporter activity. Gene Ontology annotation, biological process: transmembrane transport. The record is from RefSeq and is a predicted model, not a curated record. The transcript has 7 exons.